UAUAAAACGAUCAGUACGUUAGGGUUUCUGGAUCCGAAAAGCUUGCCUUCGCCGGUCUGUCACUCGCUCGAGAAGAGAGAAGGAUUAUGGCGUUGAAGGCGGCGGUGCCAUUUUGGAGGGCAGCGGAGAUGACUUACUGGAUUCACCUGGUGAGGAAAUAGGGGUAGUUUAUGAAAUUUGCUUCAUAACCUAAUCUGCUGUAUUUGUCUGGUUUUAUUUUUAAGCCAAUCCAAGUCAAUGAGCGUCUCCAAAUGCACAAAAUCUAUUUUAACUAACCAUAAUCGCUUCUCAGUUCCAAACCCACUUGAACAAUCUGAGAAACCCACUUUAAGGCACACCAUAGUCAGUCUAUUGAAGAGAUGUUCAAAGCCAAGAGAGCUGGAAUCUGUUUAUGCAACCAUGAUUAAAUCCAAUUCAGAUCAAGAUUGUUUCCUAAUUAACCAAUUUAUCUCUGCUUGUUCAACAUCAAACAACAUAGGUGAUGCAAUUUUAGCAUUUACCCACAUUGAAAGUCCCAAUGUUUUUGUCUAUAACGCGCUUAUUAGAGGCCUUGUUCACUGUUGGCGUACAAUUCAAGCUCUUCAGGUGUAUGUGCGCAUGUUGAGAGCUAAAGUACUGCCAACAAGUUAUACAUUUUCGUCAUUGGUUAAAGCUUGUAGCCUACUAACUGAUCUGGGUUUUGGAGAAGGUGGUCACUGCCAUAUUUUGAAAUAUGGUUAUGAGUCACAUGUUUUUGUGCAAACUGCUUUGAUUGAUUUUUAUUCCAAUAUGGGGAAGAUAGUUGAAGCGAAGAGAGUGUUUGAUAAAAUGCCUAAAAGAGAUGUUUUUGCAUGGACUACAAUGGUCUCUGCUCACAUUCGGCUAGGGGAUUUAAGUUCUGCGAGGAGGUUGUUUGAUGCAAUGCAUGAAAAAAAUAUUGCUACUUGGAAUGCUAUGAUUGAUGGAUAUUCCAGAGUGGGAAAUUUGGAGUCUGCAGAGUCGUUGUUUAGAGUGAUGUCGAAAAGGGAUCUGAUUUCUUGGACAACAAUGAUCAAUUGUUAUUCACAGAACAAACAGUUCAGAGAAGCAUUGGCUGUUUUCAAUGAGAUGCAGGCCAAUGGGAUUAGCCCUGAUGAAGUGACAAUGGCAACGGUUAUUUCUGCUUGCGCCCACCUUGGUGCACUUGACUUGGGCAAUGAAAUACACCUUUAUGUGAUGCAAAAUGGUUUUGAUCUUGAUGUUUAUAUUGGGUCUUCAUUGAUUGAUAUGUAUGCAAAGUGUGGGAAUCUAAAUAAGUCCCUUUUGGUCUUUUACAAACUACGAGAGAAGAAUCUCUUCUGUUGGAAUUCAGUGAUUGAUGGGCUUGCAGUUCAUGGGCAGGCAGAAGAAGCACUGGCAAUGUUUAAGAGGAUGGAAAGGGAGAAAGUCACGCCAAAUGGGGUUACUUUUAUUAGUGUCCUCAGUGCCUGCAAUCAUGCAGGUCUUGUUGAAGAGGGCCGUAAAAGGUUUCUUAGCAUGACUUCUGAUUAUUCUAUUCCUCCUCAAGUUGAACAUUAUGGAUGCAUGGUUGACCUCUUAGGAAAAGCUGGGUUAAUAGAAGAUGCUUUAGAAUUAAUUAGAACCAUGAAAUUUGAACCAAAUUCUGUUAUUUGGGGUGCCUUGUUAGGUGGGUGUAAGCUUCACCGGAAUUUGGAGAUUGCUCAGAUUGCUGUUAAUAAAUUGUUGGUUCUGGAGCCAAACAAUAGUGGGUAUUACACACUUUUGGUUAACAUGUAUGCUGAAGUUAAUCAAUGGGGUCAAGUUGGUAAGCUCAGGGCCACAAUGAAGGAACUAGGGAUAGAAAAAACAUGUCCUGGGUCAAGCUGGAUUGAAAUGGACAAGAAAGUUCACGAGUUCUCAGCAUCCGAUCAAUCCCAUCCAUCUUCCGACGAUAUUAACGUGUUGCUUGCCGGAUUAGACGGGCAAAUGAAGCUAGCUGAUGGUGUACUUGAACUUAGAUCUAUUUUGUAGCACUUUGGCCUCACUCUUGAGGGAGAGGAAACAAAAGAUGUAUGUUGACACAAUUGGAGUAAGCAUUAACUCCCGUCAUAUAUGCGAUUGUUGCUUAAAUGACAAAUCUUUGUAUCAGACAGCCCCAAUAGGAGAGUUUUUGCAGCUGAGCCUGGCCAUCCAAGAGGCGGUAACUUGGUUGAACAAUGGUGAGUUAAAACUUGUCUGUCAUUGCUUCUUUUCAAUUCUUGCUUGAUUAUGUGGAUCCAUAUAAAUUAUUUUCUCUCUGGUUUCUAGCAUAUGAACCUCCAUGUUCAUAAUUUCUUUCUGGUUUGUUGUACAUUAACACCGUAUGAAUCACAUUUCACUGGCAUCUUGACUCCAUAAUCCAUAUAGUAUAAUGGUAUUGGCAGGAAGUUUCUUUUUUUUUUGUGCAACUUCUAAAUAAAAGUAGUUUGAUCAACUUCUUUAAUCAUAUUGGUUGCACCAUUUGCGUGAAUUCCUGUUGCUUCACCUUGCAUGAAAAUUUUUCUAUGGAAAGUAGAGGUAAGUAUGAGCCUACUUGCCAAUCUCCUGUGCCAAUAUACUCAUGCAUGUAGCCAGUGGGUGUGUGCCUAAUUUUCUUGAUUUUUGGAGGGGGCGUAAUGGCUCACCGGUUCCGAAAUUUUCAGUGAUUGGGUCUAGGGUACGAUUGCCAUUCUUUUGCUUCUCAUAUCGGCAGACUGGUAACAUUGGUUUAUUGAACACGGCCUGGAUUAAGAGUCCUUGGAAACCAUAUGUAUUCAUUAGAUGAUUGCCAUUAGGCUCUUGCUUCUUCUAUCAUCAUUGGGCGCAUCUUUGUAGACCCAUUGGGCCAAUAAGGGUGCUUCUCUCCAAUCAACCACCGAUAUAUAGAGAAACUAUUGUUCAAUAAUACAUGACCUACUACAUGUCUAAAGAAAUCGGCAAUCCAAGCCUGGCUUAGUUUAAAGCUCGGUAAGCACUUCCUAGGAGCAAAUCAUUGUCCUCUAUGAAACAAUACUAAUUAGACAGUUCAAGGAGGAUGACUUGUCUUCACUCCUGGAGAAUUUGUCUCUCAUAGCUCGGAUUGGGAAUGAUCAAUCAGAAAGUACUCUAUAAUAAGCCAUUUGACUUUCAAUUCCUUUUAAGAUUUUUGAGUUAUUGUUGUAUUGCAGAGCAGCACUGACAGACAGAAUAUGGCAGACACAUGAUUGAACUGCAGAAUACAUGAUCUGCAGUCUGCACUACUAUCGGAGGCUCUGGGACUUGGCGCUAUCACCCAGCAACCUUGGCGCUUGGCUCACUCAAACAUACGGAUCCUGAUUUUAUGACUAUACUUUUGCAGGGCAAUGCUGGUGGUCUUCAAGUUCUCCAUCAAAAUAUGUAGGUUGAUGGUGUCUCCUGUUCAAGGAGCUCUAACAGUCAACAUGGGUGACUUGAUGCAGCUCAUCACUGAUGAUAAAUUCAGAAGUGUGGAACACAGAGUUCUUGUAGACAGACCAGCUUCAGAGUGUCGGUUACUUCUUCUAUCCUUAUUCAACACUCUUAACAAACCCUUUGGGCCUAUAAAGGAGCUUCUAUUUGACCAAGAACCGAUAUACAUUACCUACUUCUGGUCUAAUGGAGAACCUGGCAAUCCAUGGCUGCCACUUCUUAAAGUAGUAAGCGCUGGCGAGCCGGAUUGAGUGAUGGAGCCUAGUGAAACAUUCUCAGAACCUAAAAUUCGUAAACAACUUGCAGCUUAGAUGCAUGGCAAAGGAUCAAUAAAAUUGUUGUCGUCUAAAUUCUCAGAACCUAUAUGUACCUCUUAUAUUUUUGUCAUAUGGUCCAUCUUUUCUCUGUCUAAAUGAAUUAAGUUAUAGUAA
This is a messenger RNA of Tripterygium wilfordii, 3833 nucleotides long. Its product is annotated as pentatricopeptide repeat-containing protein At1g06143. The transcript is spliced from 3 exons. The record is from RefSeq and is a predicted model, not a curated record. Lineage: Eukaryota; Viridiplantae; Streptophyta; Magnoliopsida; Celastrales; Celastraceae. Gene Ontology annotation, biological process: RNA modification. The coding region runs from base 238 to 1989 and encodes 583 amino acids. Gene Ontology annotation, molecular function: protein binding; RNA binding.